UGAACCAGCUGGUAACUGCCGAUUGGCUGGCGCGCGGGGCGGGGCGAACGCCCGCGGGCCCGGCUGUGGGAGGGGGGGGAAGGCCUUGGCUGGGGUCGGUGGGAAGUGGGGGCUCCGGGUAGCCGGGGCGGCCCUGAGCUCGGCCAGCGGAGGAGGAGUGGAGCUCACGGCGCCGGCGCGGGAGGCGGAGGGGUGAAGUCAGGGCUGAGUGGGCGGAAGUGCGCUGAGCCUGACGUGAGGCCCUGAAGCGGGACGGAGGGGAGCUUGAGCCGCCCCGCUCCCUCCCUUCCGGGCGUUGGGGCGCUCACACACUCGGGCACAAUACGACACGUAUUCCAAGUGCCAGGCUGUUGAUUUGUCCAAUUAUAGGGCGUAGAACACUACAUCCUGCUGCUGCCUUCCCUCGUAUCCUGCUUUGUCAGGUCCACGUGAGCCAUGGCCCAGGAACGAGGACAGGUACCGCUGCCUAGAGCUGAUGCUAUUCGCUCGCGGCUUAUCGACACCUUCUCUCUCAUAGAGCAUUUGCAAGGCUUGAGCCAAGCCGUACCAAGGCACACUCUCCGGGAAAUACUUGACCCUUCUCUCCAGAAGAAACUCAUGUCAGGAGACCAGCACCAGCUAGUGCGCUUCUCCAUAAAGCCCCGGCAUAUGGGCCACAUCACACACUCCCAGCGAAUGCUGAGCAGGCUCCGUGUGCGGUGCAGCCAGAGACCACCUCUUUCCCUGUGGGCUGGAUGGGUUACUGAGAAUCCUAUCUUCUCGAAAUUCAUCAUCUCCCUCAUCUUUCUCAAUACAAUUGUACUGAUGGUCGAAAUAGAAUUGAUGGAAUCCACAAAUACUAAACUGUGGCCAUUGAGACUGACUCUGGAGGUGGCAGAUUGGUUUAUCUUGUUUAGUUUCAUUUUAGAGAUCCUUCUAAUGUGGAUGUCUGGCUUUACUCUCUUCUGGAAUAAUGCCUGGAAUGUCUUUGACUUUGUUGUUACCAUGCUGUCUCUGCUUCCUGAGUUUGUGGUGUUGAUGGGAGUCUCGGGGAAGUCCGUGUGGCUCCAGCUGCUGAGGAUCUCCCGGGUGCUGAGGUCUCUCAAACUGUUUGCACGAUUCCGUCAAAUUAAAGUUAUUAUAUUGGCUCUGGCCAGGGCCCUGAAGAGCAUGACAUUCCUCUUGAUGCUGCUGCUUAUCUUCUUCUACAUUUUUGCUGUAACCGGUGUUUACUUCUUCCAAGACUAUUCCCGUUCAACUAUUGAGAACCUGGAAUAUAACAUGUUCUUCUCGGACCUACUCAAUUCCCUAGUGACAGUGUUCAUCCUCUUCACCUUGGAUCAUUGGUAUGCAGUACUUCAGGAUGUCUGGAAGGUGCCAGAAGCUAGCCGUGUCUUUAGCAGCAUCUAUGUGAUCCUUUGGUUGUUGCUUGGCUCCAUUAUCUUUCGAAAUAUCAUAGUAGCCAUGAUGGUUACUAACUUUCAGAAUAUCAGAAAUGAGCUGAGUGAGGAAAUGACCCACCUGGAGGUUCAGUAUAAAGCUGACAUAUUCAAGCGACAGAUUAUUCAGAGGAGACAAAACCUGUCCCGUGGAUCAGUAAGAGGAACAAGUCAAGGAAAGCCCUCCGAAGACUUAUUAGGACAUUCUAAAGAGUUUGUAGCCAGUGAUCCUGGAAAAAAUGAUGCCAACAAAAGCGAAGACGCCGAAAAAAGUGAUGACGCCGAAAAAAGUGAUGACGCCGAAAACAGUGAUGACGUCGACGAAAGUGAUGAUGUCGAAAACAGUGAUGACGUCGACGAAAGUGACGAAGUUGGAAAGGUACAAAAAGAACCACCAAAAGAACCACCAAAAGAACCACCAAAAGAACCACCAAAAGAACCACCAAAAGCCAAAGUCUACUCAUCAUCCUCUUCUGACGCUUCAUCCUCCUACAGUUCUUCGUUAGCUGAUUUGGAUCAUGUUGAUAACUUGGACUGGGAGACUCUUGUGCAUGAGAACCUGCCUGGGUUAAUGGAUAUGGAUCAAGAUGACCGUGUUGUUUGGCCCAGAGAUUCACUUUUUCGAUAUUUUGAGUUACUAGAAAAGCUUCAGUAUAACAUAGAGGAGCGCAAGAAGUUGCAAGAAUUUGCAGUCCAAGCCCUGAUGAGUUUUGAAGACAAGUAAAGGUACAAUAGAUGGCGGCACAUUUCUCGGCCCAGCGAAGGGAAUGGUUGAAAAAAGAGAAUUCAAAAUAUAAAUAUCUAAUAAAAACCACUAGUGAAUAUUUCUGGUAAGUAAGUUAAUUAAAUAUUUUUAUGAGAUGCUGAUGAUACAAAAAGGCAAAAAGUACUUGAGAGAGGCUGUUGGAGCCUGUGCUUCCUUCUGAUUGGCCAGCCUGUCUACAGCCCCUGAUAUGGCUCUUCAUGACCGUACAGUCUAGCCCAUUUCUUGUAACUUCUACUUCCUAGUAAGAGUGCUGGUUUCUCUUUGUCUUGGCUACAGUCUGUGCAGGCUUCUGUGUGGAAUAACCCUGUCCUCAGAGAUGUCGGUUUAACUACUUGAGAGGUCAGGUUUCCAUCGCCUACUCUGCUAAUGCUCCCUUGGGCAGCAUUAACUUUCUUUUCUUUUUUUGUUUUUUGAGACAGGGUUUCUCUGUAGUUUUGGAGCCUGUCCUGGAACUAGCUCUUGUAGA
Messenger RNA from Microtus ochrogaster (prairie vole), 2650 nucleotides. It is a transcript of the gene Catsper2, whose product is annotated as cation channel sperm associated 2. Gene Ontology annotation, biological process: transmembrane transport; fertilization; monoatomic ion transport. The record is from RefSeq and is a predicted model, not a curated record. Lineage: Eukaryota; Metazoa; Chordata; Mammalia; Rodentia; Cricetidae. Gene Ontology annotation, molecular function: calcium-activated cation channel activity. Gene Ontology annotation, cellular component: membrane; CatSper complex.